Molecule: messenger RNA, 1305 nt
Organism: Telopea speciosissima
Lineage: Eukaryota; Viridiplantae; Streptophyta; Magnoliopsida; Proteales; Proteaceae
Product: ER membrane protein complex subunit 2
Exons: 9
Coding region: 162-1064 (300 amino acids)
Biological process (GO): protein folding in endoplasmic reticulum
Cellular component (GO): EMC complex
Molecular function (GO): protein binding
Source: RefSeq, a predicted model, not a curated record
AAUCCAACAGCAAUCCCUCCAGUGUCAACUCUCCACCAAUAGAUCCAGAGCUGGGAAGCGGGUGAGCGAGCAAGCGCAGAGAUCAAUUCCUUCCUCUCUUGCAUUCGCUUGUUGGGACGAGGCUUGUUGACUCCAGUAGUGUUAUUGUGAAUUUUGCGAAGAUGGUGGGGGCUGCAGAGGAGACCCAAUUGAACAGGCUUGAAAACCAGGUCGACAAUGGUGGGGGAGGUGCUUGGGAGUAUCUCUGUCUCGUUCGGAAGCUUAAGGUUCGGCGUUCGGAAAAGGUUUUGAAGCAUGGCUUGUCUAUUUUGAACGAUACAAAGAAGCGAUCCAAACUCGGCGGAGACGAGUGGACUCUUUAUGAGCAGGUGGCUAUCGCAGCCAUGGACUGCCAAUGCCUCGAAAUUGCAGAGGAUUGUUUAAAGGCUCUUCAGAAGAAAUUCCCUGAGAGUACAAGAGUUGGUAGGUUAGAAGGAAUGUUGCUUGAAGCAAAAGAAUCAUGGUCAGAUGCUGAAAAAGUUUACUCAAGCCUUCUAGAGGAUAACCCACUUGAUCAAGUAGUCCACAAGAGGAGAAUUGCCAUGGCAAAGGGACAGGGAAAUAUUUCUGGUGCCAUUGAGUGGCUUAAUAAAUAUCUUGAAAUAUUUAUGGCAGACCAUGAUGCCUGGAGAGAACUUGCUGAAAUAUAUGUUUCCCUACAGAUGUAUAAGCAAGCGGUUUUCUGUUAUGAGGAGCUAAUAUUAUGUCAACCAACUGUUCCAUUGUAUCACUUGGCCUAUGCUGAUGUACUAUACACACUUGGUGGGCUAGAAAAUCUACAGACAGCUAAGAAAUACUAUGCCUCCACCAUAGAUUUGACUGGGGGGAAGAACACCAGGGCACUUUUCGGCGUUUGCUUGUGUAGUGUUGCAAUCGCUCAGUUGACAAAAGGGAGGAACAAGGAAGACAAAGAAGGCUUAGAGCUGCAAUCUCUUGCUGCAAUGGCCUUGGAGAAACACUACAAGCAAAGGGCUCCUGGGAAGCUACCUCUGCUUACUGCCACUCUUAGAAACUUGAAGCUCUAAUCCUGAUUCUACUACUGGGACAUCUCAUUAGCCUGCUUGCAGCAACAUUAAAAAGAAUCAUGUACUAGUCGUUGCAGAAAUGGAUGUGAAUUGCAAAAAAGCUUCUUUAAGUUUUGGUUUUUAUGCCCCCCUCCCUUUUUUUUGAUCUUUAUCUCUUCAUCUCACUUUAAUGUUGGGUUUUUCCCCCUCAAAACAUAAAAAUCUGCACUGGUAAUAUAUGGUAUGUGGUUUCUUUUUUAAC